AGGAGUUCAGUCGUCCGCCAAGCCGCCGCCGCUGCCUUCGCUUUCCUCUCCCCGUUGACCCGCGGCGCCUUGCGCUCUCUGGAGAGGGACCGGGCUGCCCUGGAUCCUCUCAGUUGGCCCGCGGGGAGCAAAAACCGCGCGGGGCUCCAGCGAGCAAGAAGCCGCCCACACGGUCCAAGAGACGGCCCGAGGAGACGGGGCGGGUAGCUCCUCGCGAAGGGGGCAGCCUAAGAGCCAACAAUUGAGAGAAGCCUCGCCACGAGCGCUCCCGUCCGCCUCUUCUCCUUCUCCGGGGCAGGGCGGGGAAUCGAAAGAGUCCCGCUGGCCAGGCACAGUCCGCCGGGGCUCCGCCAGGGAUCCGGUUCCCCCAUGGCCCCGCUGCUGUUGACCUUGGCUGCCGCCGCCCUGGCCUGGCCCUGCCCUGCCGCCCCGUCGGAGAGCCGCUUCUCCGAGGCGCGGGUGGCGCGCUGGGCGGCGGCGGCGCUCAGGCACGUGGCGGCGACUCAGUGCCCCGAACGCGGCGGGCUCUUGCCGCGGCCUCAAUGUCAGCGUUUGGUGCGGCUCUCGCAAGGGCCAGGCCCUGCAGUCUAUAUCUCCGAACCUGCCCGGCCGGGUCAGAAAGUGCGGGCGCUCCUGCCCGACGGCUGGGGAGACAAGCCUGGCGCGCCCCUCGUCCCCAGCCGGAACCAGAGCGGCGGCGGCGGCGGCCCUCAGCGAGCAGCCUUCGCACCUGCCGGCCAAGACGCCGUCCUGGUUUUGGACCCCAAUCCCGGCGCCAACUUCGGCCACCCGCUCCUGCUCUUCUAUGUCGACUUCAACGUCAGCCCGCGUCGGUGCCGCAGUCGCGGUCGCCUCUACCUGGGGAGCUACGAAUGCUUGACUCCUGUACAGAGAAAUCACUGUGAGAACCAGCUAAAGCGCAGACCAGGACGUGGCAAGGGGCGGAGUCAGCGCUCAGCAGGACACAUGCGCCAUGAAGAACCACCAGUAGGGUUUUGCGAGAUACAUUUUCUGCCCCUGAUAGUGGUGGCGCAGGAUCUGAAACACCUGCAGAAAUUGCACUGCAUAGAUCUCCAUGGCUACAGCCCAUGCCCACAGCCUCUGCCUCUUGUCGGUUCUAGUUCCACAGCUGCCUACUGCGAGCUCAACGAGAAUACACGGCGGUGUCAUCGCCAGCAGUCUCCGAUGUACAAGUUGUGCCGCAAUAUCAGACAUGUGAUCACGCAGUACUGAUUGCAGGUGGAUGGCAGGAGCAGGUCACCUAUCCUCACCAUGCCCAGAACCUGUUGCUUUCUACCAGAUGCUUCGACGAAAUGGUUUCCGCCAAGAGCAUAUCAAGGCUUUCUUUGCCAAUGAGGGACAGGCUUCAGUGGAGAUGGGAAAUGUGCAACCAGCCACAGAGAAGUUGGCGAUCCGGUCCCACUUGGCACUUCUCUGCCGUAGUCUGCAUUGUGCUGACACACUGGUACUCUACCUCAACAGUCCAGCUUCCAGUGAUGGCACCAUGUUCUUGUGGGAUGCUAACCAUAACGGCAUUGCUGAUCCUAAGGAGCGUUACGCCAUCUCAGAGCUCUUAACAGACUUGGAAAGUUGCAAUGCCCAACGGGUCCUGCUCUUUGUUGACCAGAGCUAUCCAGGGCCAUUGGUAAGAAGCUUCAGGCAUCGCAGCGCCAUCCCAAUGUAGUGUUGGUCCAUAGCACCACUGCCCUCCGAAGUGGAUCAGCUUUUGCUGAAUUCUGGGCAGGACUGCAACCUGACCAUGUCUACUUCAGCAUACUUUGCCAGUGGGUUCGUGGUCUGCAGUCUUCGCCUCUGGCACUCCAAUCCAGCUGCUCAAUGUCACAUUAGCAGGAGCCCCUUGCCAUUCUGUGCCACCCUUAGGAGAGGAAGAACGCCAGCGUCGCUACCACGGCUGCCAAAACCUUCCCACCAUGUUGUGGUAUCAGAGCAGGCACCAACAGGAACUGCAACACGAUGACUGAUCAUGGUGGGCACUGUCUUGGGGAUGUCUAUGAGGCCCAUAGUCUUGUUCUGUAACCAGAGGCCCUUUCCUCCAAGGAGGGGUGUUUUUUUUUUGGUUUUGAGGGACCCAGAUGCAAUUAACACCAACAGUCAUCCAAUGGGUGGAUAUGAUACUGUUGCUGGACAUUGCCAUAGUAGGGAGAAACUUUCCUAGUAAUUUGUCUACAGUGGACUCUACAAAGUUGUUCAAUUUUCCAAGGCAAAACUGAGAAGCAGAUGUGCCACUGUUGGUUCUUGUAUAUUGUUAAGCAUAAACACAGAUGAAAAAAUGUUAGAUCACAAGUGGAAGAACGAGACUGGAAGAUUCCAGUCAUAAGUCAGAAUAUAUUUGGGGGGAGGGGGAACAGACUUCUAGGGUAACAACUUAAUACCAGGGAGAGUAGGCAAUGCACAGUGGAGGAAGUACAAGUGUAAAAGAGUAAAGCAUCUAUGCUAAUGUACAAAUUGUGCUGCUCUCUUGUGUAUAAGAAUCUCCCUUUCCACACACAAUGCAUUUAUCAAUUCUCCCUCAUGUUUUUCUCCAUAUAAUACUCGGGAGCAUCAUGAUGAGACAGGAGUGGGUGGAAAGAAGAAGUUUUGAAACAAUCAAGCUCUUUAAUAAAAACAAACUUUAUUCUCAA
Molecule: messenger RNA, 2642 nt
Organism: Thamnophis elegans (Western terrestrial garter snake)
Lineage: Eukaryota; Metazoa; Chordata; Lepidosauria; Squamata; Natricidae
Exons: 7
Coding region: 370-1233 (287 amino acids)
Source: RefSeq, a predicted model, not a curated record